Molecule: messenger RNA, 3119 nt
Organism: Spea bombifrons (plains spadefoot toad)
Lineage: Eukaryota; Metazoa; Chordata; Amphibia; Anura; Pelobatidae
Gene: CDC27
Product: cell division cycle 27
Exons: 19
Coding region: 195-2696 (833 amino acids)
Biological process (GO): cell division
Molecular function (GO): protein binding
Source: RefSeq, a predicted model, not a curated record
UCUCGUCUCCGGCAUCCGUCGGUUAUUCCCGCCAGGACUCGGCUGUCUCCGGCGGCCUCCCCGGUAACGGUCGCUGUGAGUUUAAAUGAGCCGGAGCCGCCCGAUUGACGUCCUGAGAGUCGCCGACAGGGGAGAGAGAGUUCCCGAGAGUGGGAGAGCGAGCUCGUACAGGAGGCCGAGAAGAAGGCCGGAUAAUGACGGUGCUGCAGGAACCCGUCCAGGCUGCUAUAUGGCAAGCGCUGAAUCACUAUGCGUACAGAGACGCCGUGUUCUUGGCCGAAAGACUCUACGCUGAAGUGCAUUCGGAAGAGGCGUUAUUUCUGCUGGCCACGUGUUAUUACCGCUCAGGAAAAGCAUACAAGGCUUACAGACUCCUGAAAACCCACAGCUGCACAACCCCACAGUGUAAAUACCUUCUAGCGAAAUGCUGCGUGGACCUCAGCAAACUUGCCGAGGGAGAGCAGAUCCUGGCUGGCGGGGUGCUGAAUAAACAAAAGAGCCAGGAGGAAAUAGUUACAGAAUUUGGAGAUUCUGCCUGCUUUACACUCUCGCUGCUCGGCCAUGUAUAUUGCAAAACGGAUAGACUGGCCAAAGGAUCCGAAUGUUACCAAAAGAGCCUUAGUUUAAAUCCCUUCUUGUGGUCGCCGUUUGAAUCCUUAUGUGAAAUAGGUGAGAAGCCAGAUCCAGAACAGACCUUUAAACUGACCUCCCUCCAGAACUUUAGCAGUUGCCCACCUAACACUUGCGCAGUGAUGGUGAACACACACAGCGUGAUAUCGCACAGGCAGCUCGACACAGUGUUAAUGGAAACUCCGCAAGACACUAUAGAACUGAACAGACUGAACCUGGAGUCCUCCAAUGCAAAAUACUUACUGAACACAGAUACGUCGGUGUCCUACAUAGACCCAACUGUCAUCUCCCCUGAAUCCUACCCCCUGGGGACCGGCUCCUCCAUCUUGACCAAACAGGCGCAGAACAAACCAAAGACUGGACGCAGCCUGUUGGGGGGUCCGGCCGCACUAAGUCCACUAACCCCAAGCUUUGGGAUUUUGCCAUUGGAAACUCCCAGCCCUGGAGAUGGAUCCUACUUGCAAAACUACAACUCGUCAUGUGUCCUGGACGUGCCAUCCAGCGGCGCCCCGGCAAAAAAGUCUGUUCCCAGAAUCAGUCAAACCGGAACAAAGUCUGUCUUCUCACAGAGCGGCAACAGUCGAGAUGUCACUCCAGUCCUCCUCAUGCAGACUCAGGGUUCUGGCCCUCAGACAAGCACCACACCUCAGGUCCUGAGCCCAACAAUAGCCGCGCCGCCCAAUGCGUUACCACGUCGGAGCUCACGGCUUUUCACCAACGACAGCUCCACCACAAAGGAAAAUAGUAAAAAGCUGAAAAUGAAAUUUCCACCCAAAAUCCCGAACCGGAAAACAAAAAGCAAAACCAAUAAAAGCGGCGUCACGCAAGCAAACUUGAACGAGAGCCUGGAAAUUAGCAAGCUGGACGCCUCGAUUAUCUCCGAGGGGAAGAUCUCCAGCGUUGGCCCGCAGAUCCAGGCGCUCAGUAUACAGAAAGCGGCUGCCGAAGGGUUGAUGAGUCUCCUGAGGGACAUGGGGAAAGGUUAUUUGGCGUUGUGCUCGUACAACUGCAAGGAGGCGAUCAAUAUCCUAAGUCACCUCCCGUCCCACCAUUAUAACACGGGCUGGGUGCUGUGCCAGAUCGGCAGGGCGUACUUCGAGAUGGCGGAAUAUCUGCAGGCGGAGCGGGUGUUCUCUGAUGUGCGCAGGAUUGAAAACUACAGAGUGGAGGGCAUGGAGAUAUACUCGACGACGCUAUGGCACUUACAAAAAGACGUGGCGUUAUCUGUCCUCUCCAAAGAUCUGACGGACAUGGACAAGAAUUCCCCAGAGGCUUGGUGUGCUGCCGGAAACUGCUUCAGUUUGCAAAGGGAGCAUGACAUUGCCAUAAAGUUCUUCCAGCGGGCGAUUCAGGUGGAUCCGGGCUAUGCCUACGCGUUCACGCUGCUAGGGCACGAGUUCGUACUCACCGAGGAGCUAGACAGAGCUCUGGCCUGCUUUAGGAACGCAAUCCGCGUCAACCCCAGACACUACAAUGCCUGGUAUGGUCUCGGAAUGAUUUACUACAAGCAGGAGAAGUUCAGCCUGGCCGAGAUGCAUUUCCAAAAGGCACUGGAUAUCAAUUCCCAGAGCUCUGUAUUGCUGUGUCACAUUGGAGUGGUGCAGCACGCGCUGAAGAAGUCUGACAAGGCUUUGGACACUUUGAACAAAGCCAUUUCCAUUGACCCCAAAAAUCCUCUAUGCAAGUUCCACCGGGCCUCCAUUCUGUUUGCCAACGAGAAGUACAAGUCUGCGCUGCAGGAGCUUGAGGAGCUGAAACAGAUUGUCCCCAAGGAAUCCCUUGUGUACUUUCUCAUAGGAAAGGUGUACAAGAAGCUGGGGCAGACACACCUGGCCCUUAUGAAUUUCUCAUGGGCCAUGGACUUGGAUCCCAAAGGAGCCAAUAACCAGAUCAAAGAGGCCAUAGACAAGCGGUACCUGCCAGACGACGAGGAGGCAGUCACCCAGGAAGAACAGAUUAGCGAGUGCUACCCCUAUGAAUCAGUGGGAACCGACGAAUCACAGGAGAGCAGCAUGACAGAUGCAGACGACACACAAUUGCACGCUGCUGAGAGCGAUGAAUUUUAACCCCUCUUACCCUGCGGGACCUGUGGGGCAGAGGAGUUGACUGUUAUUUUACUCUGCAACCCCCCCGGCCUCGCACCCUUGCCUUCUCAGACGCCUUUGGCAGGCCGCCAUUUUGUAUCAUCUUCAUCAUUGCCUCGUCUACCGCCGUCGGCAGUUCUUUUCCCGCUUCCCAUCCUCUUCGUUUUAAUGACCGGCAGAGAAUUAAAGACUGUGAGAUUAUAUGGGUAGCAUUUACCUGGCCUCCUUUUUCAGGGAGAGGAGGGUUCCGGGGGCGUGAGGAAGGCAGGGAUUGAAUCUCAAACGUGGCCUCUAUAAAUGGUGGUGGUCGGUCUGGACCCUCCGGAGGUAGGAUGGAGCUCAGCCAAUUCCUCCUCCUAAACAAAGAUGUUUAAGGCAAAAUAAAUACCCAUUCCUUAUACCCAG